AUGCGCGACGUCCUCCGGAACCGUGCUCAGGCGCUUUCCCUUGCCAGAGGUCUUGCUCGACGGCCACGGCAAGGUGUGUCGCAGCGGGUGUGGCAGACGAGAUGCAUCCAGAUCCGACCCGCGCCGUCGCGAGAGCCUGUUUCGGUCAAUGGCGACAAUCUCCCCAUUGCCGGUCCUCCCAGCUCAGCUGAGACUCCUGAUGCGCGGUUCGAUGUCAUCGGGGCUCCAUACUCUUUGCUUUCCGUCACGCUUUCUGCAUCGCAAAAUCUCUAUACUCGGCGAGGAACGUUGCUUGGACUGAGUGGGAAAGCAGAUAAUGUCAUUUCGACUCUGAGCAUCUUGGAACCUACACGAAGAGCUAUCUUCGGGGUACCUUUCCUCUAUCAAAAGAUUUCAUCCGCUACCCCGGUCAAUGCCCUCGUCUCUGUCCGAUCUCCCCUUACAUCCUUUACUGUCCUGCAUCUCAAUGGCUCCGUGGAUUGGAUGAUUGCCCAGAGACGGGCGCUACUCGCAUGGUCGGGACGCUCGCUAACAAUCCGACCGAAAAUUAACUCGAACCUGAGCAUCGCUUAUUGGGGUAGCUCCGAGGUUACCGGAAGAGGAUUGCUCGCCUUGGUUGGGAACGGACAGCUAUAUUCAAUCGAUUUGAAGGCUGGGGAACAAUAUAUUGCUCAUCCUAGCAACGUCGUUGCAUAUACUAUUACCUCCAAUCCUCCUCGUCCCUACCGUUUCAAGUCGACGACCCUGAAAUUCCAGGUUCCAGGUCUCAGAAGCUUCCCUCGCUUCCUUCAGGAGUCUAAAUUCCUCCGUGCUAUGUCUGAUACAGAUACUUGGAAGACGUCGAUGCGGAUAUUCCACAAGCUCCGCACUUGGGCUCGGAUGACCAUCUGGGGAGAUAGGCUUUUCCUUCAAUUCGACGGUCCCACAAAGAUCCUCGUGCAAUCCCGCGGCCCUCGCCUGAAUGACGUUCUAUCUACUCGCGAAGUCAAUGAGAUCGCCGAUGCCCCUCGAGGCGUGACUGCUGAAGCCGUAAAGCCCUCGGAUGAAAAGAAACAGCCAUCCAAACCUAAUCACGACGAAGAAUACGAAAAAGCCGCUGAAGAGGCCGUUGAUGUUCAAGCUGCUCCUGUACCUGCACGGUCAGUUGGGUUAUUCAAGCAAGAAGUCAAAGGCGUAAACAGCGGUUACGCGGAAGUCACCAAAGGAGGGAAAGUAGUAAUCGAGACUCAAAAAAGCUAG
Molecule: messenger RNA, 1239 nt
Organism: Monascus purpureus
Lineage: Eukaryota; Fungi; Ascomycota; Eurotiomycetes; Eurotiales; Aspergillaceae
Source: the annotation of a GenBank genome assembly